AUCGGCUCGGCCAAUCAGAUGAAGGAGUUGUGGAGCACUUCCGGAUUUAGCUUCAUUUCGGUCUAACCGCAUAGCUAACGUUGUUGCUGAGGAUAGAGGCAGUCAAAUAGUACGCGCUUUUAGCUAGCUGAAAACAACUAACAACAACACGUUCGUCCCGCCACGGCGAAACAGACGAGUGUCUCGCUAUGGGUCGCCGGAAGUCGAAACGGAAGCCUCCUCCGAAAAAGAAAAUGACCGGAAACUUGGACACUCAGUUCACAUGUCCCUUCUGUAACCACGAGAAGUCGUGUGACGUCAAAAUGGAGCGCAGUAGAAAUACAGGCAUAAUAUCCUGUUCAGUUUGCUUGGAAGAAUUUCAGACUCCCAUAACCUACCUUUCAGAACCAGUGGAUGUUUAUAGUGACUGGAUAGAUGCUUGUGAGGCUGCAAAUCAGUAGCACACUAUUCAAAAUAUGCUACAAGAAGAAAAAAAAAAAUUACAAAUGUGAUGAUUUUGAAAGAAGGCUUUGCUCUAUCAGGAAAUUGCAGUACAAUUAAUGGCACAGCCCAAGGUUAUUCAAAAGAUCAAUGUCUUAAAAUUGUACAUUUUCCAAUCAGGGCCUUUUUGUGACUCUGCAAUUCCCUUUGACAAAAUUUAUGUUUGGAAACUAUUCAAUACAUUCCUUUUUGAAAAUCACUAAUGUAACUAAAUGGUGACUGCUACAUUUAAAUGUAAUUUAUAUAAACUCUAUAGAACUGUAGAGUGACAAGCUUGUUUAAAGGUAUGUAUAGCAUGGAAUGUUUUAAUAGGUGAUUGCUAAUGUUUCUUGCCAGAUAACAUUAAACUGAAGAUAAGUCAUU
Scleropages formosus (Asian bonytongue) is the source of this 843-nucleotide messenger RNA. RefSeq names its product elongation factor 1. Gene Ontology annotation, molecular function: RNA polymerase II complex binding. Lineage: Eukaryota; Metazoa; Chordata; Actinopteri; Osteoglossiformes; Osteoglossidae. The record is from RefSeq and is a predicted model, not a curated record. Gene Ontology annotation, biological process: transcription elongation by RNA polymerase II. The transcript is spliced from 5 exons. The coding region runs from base 189 to 440 and encodes 83 amino acids. Gene Ontology annotation, cellular component: transcription elongation factor complex.